UAUAGAGCCAUUGUACUUGUACUGAUACUGAUGAGCACAGUUAUCAAUACAGCCCAUGGAGAAAUUAAAGAGGAAAACACAGAGAGAAUGCACCACAAUUGCCAAACCCAAGCUGGAAUGCAAGAGAAUACCGGGUUUCCUGAGAAUGUGAAGAUUCAUAUUCGCACUGGACGCAUAGAAUCAGUCAAGAUCCAUCCUAAUGUUAGGAAUAAAUCCCUCUCUCCAUGGGACUACAGAAUUAAUGAAGACCCCAAUAGAUUUCCUCAUGUGAUUGCUGAAGCCAAGUGCCGCCAUGAUGUCUGUCUGGAUUUCACAGGGCGGGCUUUAUAUCAUGGCAUGAACUCUGUUCCCAUUCAACAGGAGAUCUUAGUACUCAAACGUAAGCAAAUUGGCUGCCAGCAAACCUACUCAUUGGAAAAACAAUUGGUUACUGUUGGCUGUACCUGUAUCAUUCCAACUAUCAUUGCCUACCCUACAAAGGGUGGCCGAAAACGCAGAGAGCUGACCUAUGGGGGUAAACAGUCCACUGCUGGCAGAAAGAGACAGCAUAUACAGAACACACUUGGAUGA
Molecule: messenger RNA, 570 nt
Organism: Sceloporus undulatus (fence lizard)
Lineage: Eukaryota; Metazoa; Chordata; Lepidosauria; Squamata; Phrynosomatidae
Product: interleukin-17F-like
Exons: 3
Biological process (GO): inflammatory response
Cellular component (GO): extracellular region
Molecular function (GO): cytokine activity
Source: RefSeq, a predicted model, not a curated record